Messenger RNA from Colletotrichum lupini, 849 nucleotides. RefSeq lists its product as uncharacterized. The record is from RefSeq and is a predicted model, not a curated record. Bases 1 to 849 code for a protein of 282 amino acids. Lineage: Eukaryota; Fungi; Ascomycota; Sordariomycetes; Glomerellales; Glomerellaceae. The transcript is spliced from 9 exons.
AUGAGUGAAGCGAGCAAAGACAGGACUAUUUCACAACAUCUACACGAAGAACUCGGGAUUGGAUCACUCCGACUGUCAAAGCUCACCGACAUGGCAGUCGCUGCUUGUCUAUGGCGAAAAUUUGAGGGAAAGAACUCAUCGAACUACUUCAAGAUGCGGUUAGGCGAAUUCGGCCAGCCGCGACAUCGGUAUAUUGUUGUCAAGGAUAAGAAGCGCGUAGGAGGUAGCUUAUUGGACACUGAGUACAACAAACAAGAAAAAAGGCGAAAACUCUGCGGAACCUUGAAUUCAAUCAUGGCAGGACAAUCCGACAGCCCAGCCGAAGCCAGCCGGCCCGCGGACUCCUCGCUACUGGACAAUUGCGACCAAAUCGCUCCUUUGAGAAUGAACACCACGCCUCAUGCAUGGAUCUUUUCUUCGACGGGCCCGAGUCCGCGCACAAUUAUUCGUCGCCUGCAGCGCGUAUCCUACGUCAUCGAGCGAGGGAAAAAGCCUUGCUGCGGGUUCACAAAGCUGCAAAAGGACCACGGCAGGCAUUCGAGUAACGGCAAAGUGGAUCCCUUUCGGUCCCGCAGAGCCGUCGGUAGCCUCCACGCCGUAGGACUCGGCGUCCUGCGCGUCUUCUUCACCCUUGCGCCCGCCGUCGUUUGGCUUGGGGGUGCCACGGUGCCUCGCGGCUUUACUUGGGUCUGCUUUCUCAGAAUCCCUACAAAACUCAAUGAGAACGCCGAGAGCGCACGCGCGCGCCCAGCACCACCUGCCCUAUCCUAUCGGCCAGACAUUGCGGCUCAAACACCACAAGUCCUUAUCAGCGCGCUUGAUGAUCGACCCCUUCGACGUCGACCCUGA